UUUUUCUCUUUCAAUCUUCAGCACAAUGAUAUUCCUUAGAAGAAGAUCAAUAAUAAUCCUAGUCCUGAUUUACUUAUUCUCAAAUUGCACAACAUGUUAUUCCAAUAGUUGCAUAAAUGGCUGUGAUUUAGCUUUAGCUUCCUUCUUCAUCUGGCCCGAAUCGAAUCUCCCUUUAAUAAACCAACUAUUUGACAACAUCUCAUACAGUGAUAUCCUUGACUGGAAUACUCAAAUCACAAGCACGUUUAUUCUAACCGAAUCCAGAGUUAACGUUCCUUUUCGUUGUGAUUGCCUUAAUAAUGGUGAGUUUUUGGGACAUGUAUUUUCGUAUAAUGCUAGUGCCAAUGACACUUAUGAUCUCAUUGCGAGGAGGCGCUAUUCCAGUUUGACGAAUAAGGAGUUGUUGAUGAGGGAUAAUAGUUAUGCGGAUAACAAUAUUCCGGAUCAUGUGACCUUGAACGUGACUGUGAAUUGCUCCUGUGGGAAUAAAGAUGUGUCAAAGGAUUAUGGAUUGUUUAUCACGUAUCCGAUGAGGCCAGGGGAAAAUUUGAGUUAUAUCGCGUUGGUGACUAAUACUAGCUCCAAGCUGAUAGAAAUGUACAAUCCCAUGGCGAAUUUCAGUGCUGGUAGCGGAUUGUUGUACAUUCCAGGCAGAGAUAAGCUCGGGAAUUAUCCACCUAUACCAACCAGAAAAGGCUCGUCAGGUAAAACAAUAGCUGCAUUAGCAGUAGCUGCACUAGCCGGAGUUUUGUUAUUGGUAGGCAUCAUUUAUGUGGGUAUUUAUAGAAGGAAGGAACAAAAGGUUGCAGCAAACAUCCCAGCAUCUUCAAGUCAAUCCCAUCAUCCUGGUCCUGGUCUUUCGGGCAUACAUGUGGACAAAUCAGUAGAGUUUUCGUUUGAAGAACUUGCUGAGUCGACUGAUAACUUUAGCAUUUCGAAUAAGAUUGGAGAAGGUGGCUUUGGAGCCGUUUAUUAUGCUGAGCUGAGAGGCAAGAAAGCAGCAAUAAAGCGAAUGAAUAGGGAAGGAAGAACAGAAUUUCUUGCUGAACUGAAAAUAUUGACGCGUGUUCAUCACCUGAACCUGGUUUCCUUGAUAGGGUUUUGUGUUGAGAGGUCCCUCUUCCUUGUAUAUGAAUUCAUUGAGAAUGGUAAUCUAAGCCAACAUCUUCGUGGGAAAGAAUUAUUGACAUGGUCAACACGGGUGCAAAUUGCAAUGGAUUCAGCUAGAGGUCUUGAGUAUAUACACGAGCACACCAUCCCCUUUUACAUCCAUCGUGAUGUUAAGUCAGCAAAUAUUCUGAUAAAUAAGAACUUUCAUGCAAAGAUUGGAGAUUUUGGCUUAUCAAAACUUGUUGAAAGUGGAAAUCCAACUCUGAAUACACGUUGUAUGGGUACAUUUGGAUACAUGCCACCAGAGUAUGGUCAUUCAGGAGUUAUCUCUUGUAAAGUAGAUGUCUACGCUUUUGGCGUUGUCCUUUAUGAAUUGAUUUCGUCCAAGGAUGCAAUAGUCAAGGAAGAUGGUGUUGAUGAAGCAAGAAGCCUUGUUGCUUUGUUUCAUGAAGCUCAUAGUCAUUCAAAUCAAAUUGAAGCCAUUUCCAGAUUGAUAGACCCUAAACUCCGCGAUGACUACCCCCUCGAUUCAGUCUACAAGAUGGCACAGCUUGCUAAAGCUUGUACAGAGAAGAAUCCUGAAAUGAGACCGACUAUGAAAUCAGUAGUGGUUGCUCUUAUGGCGCUCUCAUCGUCCACAUGAUUGACUAUUUGAUAUGUUGAAUUAAGAUCACAAGGCACAGGAACAAGAUCAUGUUGCAUAAUGUAAAGUAAUUAAAGGUGUUAGGCACAACAGGGCCUCCAGUCCUCAAAGUAAUAGCAAUUCCUUGAAAUCAAGAGCUUAACUUCAACUUGUAGUUACAUUUCUUUUGCUAUACGGAUCAGUAUUGUCAGAGAAAGCGCGCCAAAACACUUGUAAAUAUUAGGUACGUAGAUACGUCAUGGCAAAAUAACGUAUGUUAAACUGUAUUGUAUUGGAGCGCUGUUGAUACCCAAAUUUGGACCUCCACAUGAUAGAUUAAUCAUCGAGCUUCUUCAA
Messenger RNA from Solanum stenotomum, 2089 nucleotides. Its product is annotated as lysM domain receptor-like kinase 3. Bases 26 to 1753 code for a protein of 575 amino acids. The transcript has 12 exons. Gene Ontology annotation, biological process: innate immune response; protein phosphorylation. Lineage: Eukaryota; Viridiplantae; Streptophyta; Magnoliopsida; Solanales; Solanaceae. The record is from RefSeq and is a predicted model, not a curated record. Gene Ontology annotation, molecular function: transmembrane receptor protein kinase activity; ATP binding.